Messenger RNA from Liolophura sinensis, 9517 nucleotides. Its product is annotated as slit homolog 2 protein-like. NCBI's taxonomy places the organism in Eukaryota, Metazoa, Mollusca, Polyplacophora, Chitonida, Chitonidae. The record is from RefSeq and is a predicted model, not a curated record. Gene Ontology annotation, cellular component: plasma membrane. Gene Ontology annotation, molecular function: calcium ion binding; protein binding.
UGUAACCUUGUGAGAUUUACCUUUUGGUAGUGCCCUAUAGGCUUAUAUGAAGCUGUGACUGUUGUACAGUUUCUCUGCACACGGGUGUCACGUUGAACAUCAGUGCAACUAUAUAGCCCUUUUGCACCGGCCAGAUAGCUGUCUUAAAGGGGCCUUAUUCAGCGAUGGUAUGAGAGCCAAGGCCUUGCACCGCACAGUUUAGGCCCCAUAGUAGCGGAAUGUGUGUGGCUACAAUUGGGACCCCCUCAUGCCAGACGGUGUACCAUAGGGGUAUGGCAUAGCACUUCACGUUUUUGGAGUAAAAUCACUACCUCUUGUUUUAACCCUAUUGGAUCUAUAUUACAUUCAUCAAUAUUUAUUUAUAGUUUACCCACUGUUGAUAGUGGCUGUGUGAAAGUGUGUGUGUUCAAUUUGGGAGUGUUUUACCCAUCACUUGUAGAAGAUGGCCGUGUGUCGAAUUUUCGUGAUGGUGACAGCUCUAAGCUUGCUGGUGGGUCUGAGAGCAGCCCAGUGCCCCCGGGAAUGUAUCUGUCAGGGCAAAAUGGUAGACUGCAGCUACCGAGGUCUUUACCAUAUUCCAAGAGGUAUCCCGAAGGAUUCCGAACGAUUGGAUUUGCAAGGGAACAACUUGACCGUCGUCAGGAGAGCGGAUUUCCAGGGGCUUCGACAUUUAAAAAUAUUGCAACUUUUGGAUAAUCAAAUUCACACCAUCGAGAAGGGGGCUUUCCAGGAUCUGGUUGUCAUGGAACGCUUGCGGCUGAACAGAAAUCAGUUGAAGCAUAUUCCAGAUCUGCUUUUUAUAAACAUGCCAAACCUCUACCGACUGGAUCUGAGUUUUAAUAGGCUGAGGACAGUUGGAAGAAAAAUGCUAAAGGGGGGCAACUUACUGAAAAAUCUACAGUUGGACCACAAUGAAAUCACCUGUUUAGCAGAGACGGCUUUACGAGGAUUAAUACAUAUGGAAAUAUUAACUGUUAAUCGGAACAAUUUAACAACCAUUCCACAAAGUAUUAUUGCCCAGAUGACCAAAUUACGGGUUUUGAGAAUAUCUGACAAUAGGCUAGUUUGUGAUUGUCACUUGGAGUGGUUAGCCCAUUGGCUCCGAGCUCAUCCCUCCCUGGCUCUCUUCACCAAAUGUGUUGCACCAAGACACUUCCGCCAUGUGGAAAUAGCUGAGUUGGAAGGGCAUGACUUUAAAUGCAAUGCCAUAGAGAACACCCACCAGCCUGUGGACUGUAUGGAUGAGAACAUGUGCCCCCAUGAGUGUGUCUGUACAGAGGGGGUAGUGGACUGUCGAGACAAGGGACUCACCCAGAUCCCUGAUAACAUUCCAGACUCCACCACUGAGCUCCGACUGGAACAAAACUUGAUCAGCCAGAUACCAUCCAAGGCUUUCAGUGAACUGAAGAAAUUGCGCCGAAUUGACCUUAGUAACAACCAGAUAUCCUAUUUGGCUCCAGAUGCCUUCUCCGGACUCAAGUCACUGAAUUCUCUUGUUCUAUAUGGGAAUAAAAUUAGUGACCUGCCACCAGCCAUAUUUGAGGGCUUGACAUCAUUACAGUUAUUAUUGCUGAAUGCGAAUAAAAUUACAUGUGUGAGAGUGGAUACAUUCACGGAUUUGCACAACCUCAAUCUCCUAUCACUGUAUGAUAACAAAAUCCAGUCUCUUGCCAAUGGAACAUUUACCCCAUUAAAGACAAUACAGACAUUGCAUUUGGCUCGAAAUCCGUUCAUUUGUGAUUGUAACAUCCAGUGGUUGGCUCUGUAUCUGGACAAACACCCAAUAGAGACGAGCGGGGCAAGGUGUGAGAGUCCUCGCAGGAUGAAGCGUAAAAAGAUUGGCCAUGUGCGACAGAAGAAAUUCAAAUGUAAAGGUGCCGAACUUCACAGGACAAAGCAUGCUGGGAAUUGUAUGAUUGAUCGCGAGUGUCCAAGGGGGUGUGUUUGUGCAAACACAGAGGUAGACUGUUCAGCUCGUCAGCUGACAGUAAUCCCUACAGAUCUGCCCAUGUAUACAACAGUACUCAAGCUGAGCAACAAUGAAAUCACAAGAGUUGAGAACAAUGGAGUCUUCAGAAAAUUACCUAACCUGCAAGUCAUAGAUCUACAACACAACCACAUUGACACCAUUGAAGAAAACUCAUUUGAGGGUUUAGAUAAAGUUACAGAAUUACUUCUCACAGACAACCGUCUAUCUCAAAUCUCAGCUGAGAUGUUCAAAGGGCUGAAGAGUUUGAAGACUUUGACCCUACGCACAAACAGAAUCCCUUGUAUCAAUAAUUCAACCUUUUCAUCCCUGAGUCCAAUUCGUCAGCUAUCACUCUUUGACAACCAGAUCAGGUGCAUUAUGCCUGGGGCAUUUGAUAAGCUCCGUAUGAUAUCCACAUUAAACUUAAUGUCCAAUCCAUUUAACUGUAACUGCCAAAUAAAGUGGUUACCUGAAUGGUUGAAAAAGAAGAAUGUUGUGUCAGGUAACCCCGCCUGCCUGAUGCCCCAUGGACUGAAGGGGCGCCCCCUACAAGACCUCAGUGCCGAGGAACUGGUCUGUGAAGAGAAUAACCAGAUAGGCUGUCACGUGGGAACACCUCCUUGCUGCCCAUCAAACAAUCAGAUAGAGAACAGCUGUGACCCACGGGCUUACUGCCCCCCGAAAUGUAAGUGUACAGGAACGGAGGUGCGCUGCAGCAGGCAAGGACUGGAAGAGUUUCCAGCCAACAUUCCACUGGACACUACAGAACUAUACCUGGAUGUGAACAAAAUCACCACAAUAUCUCGUGAAGUUGGAUUACUCACAAAACUGACCAAAUUGGAUCUCAGCAACAAUGCAAUUAUGACAUUACCAGAGUGGAUAUUUUCUAAUCUCACCAGUUUGGAGACUUUAAUAUUGAGUUAUAACAAACUGGAGUGUGUGGCAGAAUCUAGUUUUUCAAACCUGAGGAAAUUAAGAAUUCUGUCUCUUCAUGCUAACAACAUCUCCACUUUACCAUACGGAGCUUUUAAUGACCUGGAUUCCCUAACUCACAUAGCCUUUGGUGGUAAUCCCCUUUACUGUGACUGUCACCUCAAGUGGUUAUCAGAGUGGAUUAAGAAGGACUAUGUGGAGCCGGGGAUUGCAGCCUGUGUGGAGCCAGAGAACAUGAAGGAUAAGCUUGUCCUGACCACACCACUACAGUACUUUCAGUGUAUGGGUGACCCUGAUAAAGUCAUCAUGGCAAAAUGCAAUGCUUGUUACAAGAACCCUUGUAAAAACGAAGCAUCUUGCAAGUCUUAUGGAUUUAAGAACUUUUCCUGUGAGUGUACACCUGGUUACCAUGGAGAAUUGUGUGAGCAUGAAAUAGAUGCGUGUUAUGGAAAUCCAUGUGAACAUGGAGGAAGUUGUAAGGUACUGGACUAUGGUAGAUUCAGCUGUGAUUGUUUGGAUGGGUUUGAUGGAGAUCGGUGUCAGGUGAACAUAGAUGACUGUGUUCAGCACUCAUGUAAGAACAACGCCACCUGUGUGGAUCAAGUCCAGUCUUACACCUGUCGCUGUCCACGUGGAUAUACAGGAAAGUACUGUGGCACUAAGAUUGUGUACUGCAAAGGGCUGUAUGAUUUCUGCAUGAACGGAGGCAGAUGUGUGGAUCUAAACACUGAUUACAGGUGCGACUGUACUGAGGGAUUCACUGGUAAAAACUGCUCGGUGAACAUCGAUGACUGUAAGUCCAACGUUUGUCAGCACGGGUCCUCAUGUGUGGAUGGCCUUAACAGCUAUACGUGCAAAUGUCCACCGGGCUACAAGGGGAAAUAUUGUGAAAUAGCUCCAAUUGUGGAUGUCCUCUAUCCUCAGUCCAGCGUCUGUCGCCGGCAUGACUGUCAGAAUAACGGAAUGUGCUAUCAACCUCUUGCCAGCGCUGAUUAUGUGUGUAAAUGUGCACCAGGUUUCAGUGGUAAGAAGUGUGAAAAGUUGACCAGUGUCUCAUUCCCUCACAAAGAUUCGUAUCUUCAACUGCCAAAGCUCAACGUCAUUCCUUCAGUGAACGUCACAAUUCUCCUGGCUACCAAGCAGGCCACCGGCAUCAUUCUGUACAAUGGCAAGGAUCAGCAUUUGGCCGUCGAGCUCUUCAGAGGCCGGGUGCGGGUAAGUUUUGAUGUCGGCAACUACCCAGUUUCUACCAUGUUCAGCUAUGAGAAGGUGGAUGAUGGUGAGAUUCACUCCCUUGAGAUGCUGGUUCACAAGAAGAAUUUCACGAUGAGGAUAGACGGCGGUAUGGCACGCACAAUCCUGAAUGAGGGGUCAAAGGAACAGCUGAGUGUGGGAGAGCCGCUGUACCUGGGGGGUCUACCAGCCAGGGUCAAUUCAGAGGCCUUCAAAAAGUGGCACAUCAGAGAUGGCACAAGUUUUCAUGGUUGUUACAAGCUGGUGUACCUGAACCGUAAGAUCGUGGACUUCUUGUCAAGCAAAGAGCGUCACAAAGUCUUACCUGGCUGUCCUAACUACAGCGAUGAGGACCAAGACCCCUGUGCUGACCAUCAGUGUAGGUUUGGGCUGUGUCGCCCCAAGAAAUCCACCCCUAAUGGCUACAGGUGUAAAUGUCAGCGGGGCUACUCAGGGGAGUUCUGUGACACAGCACCUAACUGUAGAGACUAUAUAUUUCGUGACAUAUACGUGGACCCCAAAACAGGCUGCAAAUCACGGACUAAAAUCAAACACAGGAAAUGCCUGGGCUCAUGUGGCAGGUUCUGCUGUAAACCCAAACGGGUGAAAACCCGAAAAGUGAGACUUUUCUGCCCCGAUGGAAACAACUUUAUCUAUGACCUUCCUGUCAUUCGAAAAUGUGGAUGUCGAAAGUGUCGAAAAGCGGGCAUAACAGCCAGAUUCUUCAUGUGAGAGACAAAGGCAGCUGUAUUAUUUUGAGUCUAGGUGUAAAAAUUUAUGGUUUAGACCAAGGAACAAGUAUAUAUAUAUGUGAGAGAUCUCUGGGCAGUUCAUUUUAGAGGGUGCUGCUGUUGAUCAGGAAAAAUAAAACUUGAAACUGAAGCCAUGAUCUGGUGGAUUGCUGGUGAACUCUUACUGCGAGCCAAAUUGCUGAGGGUAACCAUGAAUGAAUGACCCCUGAGAUAGGGGCGACCGGAUAAUGUUACCUCCAUUUUCAUCCAAGUAGGCAGAUCAAGCCAUGCAUGACAUGCUAAGGGAGAUAACUGGGUGAGAACUGGUCAAAGUUUACUCCCAUCUCCUUAAGGGUUGUGUAUUCAUGUGUGUUCAACAAAGAUUGUCAUGUUCUUUGGUGACCCCAGGAGCUGUGUUUGAUCCAAGUCUAGAGGUUAAACCAAAUCAUGUGAAUAGAUCACAUGUGAUGAAGACUUGCAUGGUCUGGGUAAUCUAUGUUUUACUAUGUGCAUUUACAUAUCAUCCCCGGUCUGCCAGUGUCUAAGGAUGGUUCAUCUACAUGGGCAGAAUUUCAGUUAAGAGUAACGAAGAGGCAAAAACUGUCAGCGGUAUUCACCAUACCUUGAAUAAUUGCCUAAAAAACAGAAGAUGCUGCAAAUGUAUAGUGUAAGCUGUGUACCCCAAAAUACAAAAGAACCAAGAAUGACAAACACAGCAAGUUAAUACAGAAGAGGCAUUUGUGGAGUGUUUUGGAGAAUACAGAAGAGACAUUUGUGGAGUGUUUUGGUGAAUACAGAAGAGACAUUUGUGGAGGGUUUUGGUGAAUACAGAAGAAACAUUUGUGGAGUGUUUUGGUGAAUACAGAAGAGAACAUGGAAGUGAAGGAAUUGAUGAAUACAAACUGCAUCUGUCCGUUCACAAAUACGCAGCUCAGUUUUCUAGUGAAUAAUACAUCUACAUGAGACAGUGGUGAUUUCAGAUUUCACUUGGGAAUAUAAAUAUGUCAUUCGUACAUGGAUUGUGUUUGUGUUAGCUGAGGAGAUAUAUGAAUACAGAACAUUCAUUGCCGCAGAUUUGCAUGGCUACAAUUACAUAUGUAUUUGUGAUGUGUUCAUGUUGAUGUGAAAUUUCUUGUUGAAGUCUCGUGUCAGGAACCAACUCUCAUUCUGUGUGGAUGGGCAGAUAACAAGCUAGGAUUCACUACAGACAUGCACUUCAUGUCUGAACUUCAAGGUGUACUCCGUAGAUCCAGUCUGCUAACAUGCUGAAUGGGAAGUUGGUGAACAUAACAAACUUAGUUGUGAUGACAUUUCCGUAUUUUGAGAAGAAAAAAGAAAAAACUAUGAAAACAGUUAGAACUGAGAGGACAUUUGCCCAUUUGGUCAGGUCACUCUGGAGGGCAGCGCUCUAUGUAAUUGCCCAGAGACUUAAGCUUGUCCAGCUUACUGACGGCUCGUGUCAGGGUUGAACAUACCCCUGUGGACCUCAACUACUACAACAUUGUAUAUAUUAUUAUAGUCUUGCCUAGAUUGUGUCUCUCCUGUACUUCAGGAGUAGUAAAUAUUAUAAUUGUUGAUACUCAUAUUUUCUUGAAGAACAGAUCUGUUCAGAUUUGGUGUCAGCUAUUGGAAUUUGGACAGUGCCAGUGAUACUAGUACUUGGAUGUGAGUAUUGGGUGUUAUACAGAAGAAAUUCCUCACAUGUCACUCAUUACGAUAUACAUGAAAGCCUGUGGGAUUAAAUGGCUACAGUGUGUUGGUACCAGUAAUAAUUCUGAUGUGUGAGGAGUAUGGUCACAUGUAGUACGUGUAUCUGAUUAAGGCAGAUGGAACGACAGAACAAAUAUUUAAAAUUGGACUGAGAUUUAUAUAAAGCCGCAUUCACAUGAUGCAAUUUGUCACAUUGACUCAUGGACUUUAACAAAUGGAAUGAAAAUGGUACAAGUAUAUUUCAUAUGCGGAGUUUAGAGAAUGCAAUUUGUCAAAAUUUGCAAUCAAAUGAAGUUGCGAAUGUCUUAUUUUCAUUGGACUAGUCAAAUUAAAUGUCUCGCCAUGACAGUCACACUGUGGGAAGGCAGUCAAACGUGUGGUAAGUAGAAUACAGGCUUGAGUACAUUUGUCAUAGUGAGACAUAGAGGCCUAUCCUUUACAUGCUGAACGGAUACGAAUGUCAUUUGUGGACAAAUAAAUUCUGAUAACAUGACAGUAAUUAGACAGAUCUGAUGGGAGGCAUAUUUGUAAAAUUAGGAUGACUGAUGUGAGAAAUGUGGAUUAUUUUAAGACAUUAGGUUAAGACAUAAAGCUUCCUGUGCUUUAGCUCUGCGUACUCUUGUCAACAUUAUAACAGAGUACAUGUAUAUUUGUCAUUUAGUACACUAUCAGACUAUAUACCAUGUAUCUGUCAGUAUAUACACUAUUAGAGUACAUGUAUGUGUAUGUAACAAAGUAUACAUUAUUGAUGGACAAUAUUAUUAUACAUGUGACAGUGUAUUCAGCUGUCUGUUCAGUAGGCAGCACCUGAGGACUGUAAUUCCUUGUCGAGUGAAAGCAUCAUGUAGCUCAGUGAAACAUAGUUAAAAUGGACUGGUGCUUUUUGGCAUCAGGAGGUGGAAAUAUGCUGCAUUUUUAUGUAAAUGUUUAUAGGUUUACAUUACAAAACUUCAAAACUUUUGGGAUGUUCAGUUCCUAAGGUGUAUAUGUAUAUGAGAAUCUUAAGAUUUUUCCCUAUUAGUGUGUAUUGCAUUUUUCUGCCUACUUUUUUAUUACACGCAGACAUGAUUAGACAGUCUCUGGUCUGGAGUUUGUAACAUUUGGCAUGAUUCAUUUGUAUACUUAGUAUCACACUGAACCCCUGAUGAUUGUAUGUAUCUUUCAUAUUGGAAGAUAUUUUGAUGAUAAUUUUCAAGUCUAUAGGUACAAGCAUGUGCACAUGAACCUAUUUAAUAUGUUUGUAUGUUUAAUAUGUUCCGAAUAGACACUAAUGUAAUUAAAUAAACUGCUGUUUUCGGAUAUCAGAGAUAGAAUUGUUAGGCUUCAUUUAAUAAAUUUUUACGAGGUUUUCUGAAGAAUUGUUAAAAAAGGGCCCCAUAUAGCCACCUGUUGAUACUCUUUUAGAUAAAAUUGAAAUAUAUAAGAUAUUUUUUCAAAAGAAGAUUUGUUGGAAGAAGAUCUGAGCUGAUUUAUUUUCUUGGCCCGGCCAUCUGUUUUCACUUUUGAAAGGUUCUAUAUUUUAAAAUUAUUCAUUGUUGUCAUUUUUCUUCCUCAAAUCAAAUAUCACAGGACUAUUAGAAAUCUUCUAGGUGCUGAUAAAGGUAAUUAUUUCACAGCUAGAAGUACUGCCAUGGUUUAGUUUGAUAAUGUGAAGAGUAUUUAAGAAAUAGUCUGUUUUAUCUACUUGCAGAGUAAAAUUACAUGUAAGUAGUCAUAUGAAUACACAUGUACUGAUUGCAGAUGUGGCAAUGUUGUGUUGUCUCCCUUGUGAGACUACAUUUUUAAUGCAGUGCAGACGUCAUCAAAUGUAGAGCCACCUAACCAGGGUGGUUUGCCCUUUUCCUGGGCGUUUCAAAGUUGGUAGAACCAUGAAAAAAAAACAAGUUAAGAGUUUGUUAUUUGGUUGACUCCUUUUGGCGUAUGACAUACUUUGUUUUUUGGGGGGUUUUUUGUUAAAUAUUUAUCAUCCAGAUUACAUAAAGACAUGUAUUAUGGAUAUGGAUUUGGAUGGAAGAAGUAAGGUUGGAAACUGAGAACCUUAGGUAAGUCGAAUGUACUACCAAAUUGCUUAGAAUUUCAAGGUAUAGUUAAUGCAUUAUGCAAGUCAGACAUCGAUGGUCUGAUAGUUUGUUUUGUAUGUUUUAUAAUUAAAAUCCGGAUUCAGAUAGUCUACAUACGUGUGUUAUGUAUUAUAAUAAGCGUAUUAUUUAGGUGGGUAGAUUUGGUAUUCUGCAAUAGACUGAUAUUACGGUGUUUUGGUUUAAGUAUCAACCAUGUCAAAUCCACCUUGGCCGUCUGUAACGCACAAGUCCAUAUUCUAACCUAGAAAGUUCGCCACUUAUAGGUAGGAUGUCGUCUGUUCGCCGUUGUAGUGAUGUAUUUGGCUCCUAAUAUUGAAGCCCAAAAUGUUUUGUGAGGAGCGGUGAGUUACCAGUUGUCUGUAACUGUCUGUUGCUUCAGGCUUAUGACAUGCACGGCCGCUUCAUGUAAAUUAUUGUACAAACUUUCCGGUAGUUUACCAUGUAUCAAAUGUUGUGUGACAUGAAGACUUAUACUUCCCGCCAACUGGUGUUAGCGCUCUGUUAUUACUGGGCAAUAACACCAAUAUACAUAAAUGAACCGAUUGAAACUGCCUAUUGUUUUUGUCUUCAUUAUCACCGUAUAUAUUUAUUUAAAUGAGAUGCGUAUAUUGAGAUAUAUAUGUAAACUGAACAUGACACGCUGUACUGUUGUAUUCUUGUCAGUUUUGUUUACUUAGUUGUGCACGUAGUGCUACCUCAUUUUUCCUGGGUGAUUCGCGAUGAAGAGAGAGAACAGAAUAGUGGCGAUCUGGUGUCAAGUUUUUCGGUGUUGCACAGCAGUAUGACGUACGCUCAUAUGGCUAAAUGUGUAUAUACUAACAUGGCGAACGAGUUUACAACCGUGAAAUAAAGCUCUGUAU